CAAAAUGGCAACCUACUGUCUGACUGUCGCCAGGCUUCAGCUGGCGCUGGGCCAUGGCGUACGGCGCCUGCAUGUAUCAGCAGCUUACAGAGCCAAGGCACAAGUGUCUAUGAGCCGGUUUGAGCCCACUUCUUUCGUCAACUACGAGAAACUCCAGUCCAACAUUGACAUUGUGCGAAAAAGGCUCAAUCGACCGCUUACGCUGUCAGAGAAGAUCGUAUACGGCCACCUCGAUGACCCCCACAAUCAGGACAUCGACCGCGGUCGCACUUACCUGCGGCUGCGUCCUGACCGCGUGGCCAUGCAGGACGCCACGGCCCAGAUGGCGAUGCUCCAGUUCAUCAGCAGCGGCCUGCCGAGAGUGGCCGUGCCCUCCACCAUCCACUGUGAUCACCUGAUCGAGGCCCAGAUCGGAGGGACAAAGGAUCUGGCCAGGGCAAAGGAAGUCAACCACGAGGUUUACAACUUCCUGGCCAGUGCUGGGGCAAAAUAUGGAGUUGGCUUCUGGAAACCGGGCUCUGGAAUCAUCCAUCAGAUCAUCCUGGAGAACUACGCCUACCCAGGAGUGAUGCUUAUUGGCACAGAUUCCCACACGCCAAAUGGUGGCGGGCUUGGUGCCAUCUGCAUUGGAGUCGGAGGAGCUGAUGCUGUAGAUGUCAUGGCAGGAAUUCCAUGGGAGCUGAAGUGUCCCAAGGUGAUUGGAGUGAAGCUGACAGGCAGCCUCUCUGGAUGGACCUCACCUAAGGAUGUCAUCUUGAAGGUGGCCGGCAUCCUGACAGUGAAGGGAGGCACUGGAGCCAUUGUAGAAUACCAUGGACCAGGAGUCGACUCCAUUUCCUGCACAGGAAUGGCCACCAUUUGCAACAUGGGAGCAGAAAUUGGAGCCACAACCUCAGUUUUCCCUUACAACCACCGCAUGAGGACCUACCUGGAGAAGACUGGACGUGGACAGAUCUCUGCCCUGGCCGAUCAAUACUCAGACUUGUUGGUACCAGACAAAGGCUGCGAGUACGAUCAGGUCAUCGAGCUCAAUCUGGACGAGCUGAAGCCCCACAUCAACGGACCAUUCACCCCUGACCUCGCUCACCCAGUGGCUGACGUAGGAGCUGUUGCUGAGAAGAACGGCUGGCCACUGGAGGUUAAAGUCGGCCUGAUCGGCAGCUGCACCAACUCCAGCUACGAGGACAUGGGCCGCGCUGCUUCUGUGGCCAAGCAGGCUUUGGAUAAAGGCCUGAAGUGCAAAGCUGAGUUCACAGUCACCCCCGGCUCAGAGCAGAUCCGUGCCACCAUCGAGAGAGAUGGAUAUUCAAAGGUCCUUGGAGAUGUUGGAGGUGUGGUCCUGGCAAAUGCAUGUGGGCCCUGCAUCGGACAAUGGGACAGGCGUGACGUGAAAAAGGGAGAGAAGAACACAAUCGUCACGUCCUUCAACAGAAACUUCACUGCCAGGAAUGAUGCCAACCCUGCAACACACGCCUUUGUUACCUCCCCUGAGAUUGUCACUGCCCUCGCCAUCGCGGGCACAUUAAACUUCAACCCAGAGACAGACUACCUGACAGCCCCUAACGGUGAGAAGUUCAAGCUUGACCCCCCCAACGGAGAUGAACUCCCCGCCAGGGACUUUGACCCAGGCCAGGACACCUACCAGCACCCACCCGCUGACGGCACCAGCCUUAAAGUGGACGUCAGCCCCCAGAGCAACCGGCUACAGCUGCUGGAGCCCUUCGACAAAUGGAGCGGAAAAGAUCUGGAGGACUUGCGGGUUCUCAUUAAGGUGAAGGGCAAAUGCACCACAGACCACAUCAGCGCCGCCGGACCGUGGCUGAAGUUCCGCGGUCACCUGGACAACAUCUCCAACAACAUGCUGAUCGGUGCGGUCAACAGCGAGAACGAUGCCGUCAACAAGAUCAAAAACUACCUGACAGGAGAGUAUGGAGGAGUCCCUGAUGUUGCCCGUCACUACAAGGCCAACGGUGUGUCGUGGGUUGUGGUCGGGGAUGACAACUACGGUGAGGGCUCCAGCAGGGAGCAUGCAGCGCUGGAGCCCAGGCAUCUGGGAGGAAGAGCCAUCAUUGUCAAGAGCUUCGCCAGAAUUCACGAAACUAACCUGAAGAAGCAGGGUCUGCUCCCACUGACCUUCACCAACCCAUCAGACUACGACAAGAUCCGUCCUGAUGACAAGAUCUCCAUCAAGGGACUCGAAACCUUCGCUCCAGGAAAGCCUCUGACCGCCGUCGUGAAGCACGGCGACGGCAGCACGGAGACCCUGGAGCUCAACCACAGCUUCAACGAGACACAGAUCGAAUGGUUCCAGGCAGGCUCCGCCCUCAACAGGAUGAAGCAGCUGCAGCACUGAGGAGGAGGAGGAGU
Messenger RNA from Seriola dumerili (greater amberjack), 2367 nucleotides. It is a transcript of the gene aco2, whose product is annotated as aconitate hydratase, mitochondrial-like. Gene Ontology annotation, cellular component: mitochondrion; cytosol. Gene Ontology annotation, molecular function: 4 iron, 4 sulfur cluster binding; aconitate hydratase activity. The transcript has 17 exons. NCBI's taxonomy places the organism in Eukaryota, Metazoa, Chordata, Actinopteri, Carangiformes, Carangidae. Gene Ontology annotation, biological process: tricarboxylic acid cycle. The record is from RefSeq and is a predicted model, not a curated record. Bases 5 to 2353 code for a protein of 782 amino acids.